UUUGAACACAACACUAUGGCAAAAGCAGGCUCAUACAGUGUAAUAAGUGUCCAGUGGUUCGCUCGAGGUCUGUGGGCUAAUUCAGCAGCAGACAGGAGGAUUGUGCUUCUGGGUAAGACCGGAUCCGGCAAGAGCAGCCUGGCCAACACUAUACUUGGUGACAAAGUGUUUACUCCUGGUCACUCCUCCACAUCAAAAACAGUGCACUGUCAGUCUGAGACGAGAACAGUGCAAGGAAGAAAUGUCCAGCUGGUGGAUUCUCCUGGGCUUUUUGACACUGAUCCAAACAUCCCUGAUUUCAAAGAGGAAGUCCUGAAAUGCAUGAUUGAAUGUGCAGAAGGAAUCCACGCCUUUUUGCUGGUGCUCAAAGUGGAGAGAUUCACCAAACAUGAGCUGUCUGUGGCUGACGUUAUCUGCCAAAACUUCUCACCUGAGGCUCUGAACUACACCACACUGGUCUUCACUCUGGGUGACCAGCUACAGGAGGGGGUUACUAUAAAGGAAUGGGCCGAAGAUAAUGAAGCCCUGAGCACCCUGAUUCAGAAAUGUGGAGGUCGCUGUCAUGUGUUUGAUAAUAGAUACUGGAACAACAGCCAGGAUCCAUACAGGAACAACCAGCACCAGCUCAAAGAGCUGCUCAACACCAUCGACCAAACUGUGCAGAAGAACGGAGGGAGAUGCUACACCAAUGCAAACCUUGAAAAAGUCAAAGAAAAAAUAAACGAAGAAACACAAAUAAUCAAAGCAAAACCAGAGAAUGCCAAUUUGUCAUAUGUGGAGGUCCGAAAGAAGGCUGAAGAGAACACCUUUAAUUAUUUCUGGCCCAUUUUAUCAGCUGUGCACUCAGUGCUGCUUUGUGUGGCCUUUUUCAUUGGAAAGGCUCUGAGUCCAGAAAGUGAAAGUAAACUGUCAGUCCACUGGUGCUGCACAGAGAGAGCAAACACAGCGCCCUCGAGUAUCAAAGUUACCAUGGCAACCACAGCAGCAGACAGGAGGAUUGUGCUUCUGGGUAAGACCGGAUCCGGCAAGAGCAGCCUGGCCAACACUAUACUUGGUGACAAAGUGUUUACUCCUGGUCACUCCUCCACAUCAAAAACAAUGCACUGUCAGUCUGAGACGAGAACAGUGCAAGGAAGAAAUGUCCAGCUGGUGGAUUCUCCUGGGCUUUUUGACACUGAUCCAAACGUCCCUGAUUUCAAAGAGGAAGUCCUGAAAUGCAUGAUUGAAUGUGCAGAAGGAAUCCACGCCUUUUUGCUGGUGCUCAAAGUGGAGAGAUUCACCAAACAUGAGCUGUCUGUGGCUGACGUUAUCUGUCAAAACUUCUCACCUGAGGCUCUGAACUACACCACACUGGUCUUCACUCUAGGUGACCAGCUACAGGAGGGGAUUACUAUAAAGGAAUGGGCCGAAGAUAAUGAAGCCCUGACCACCCUGAUUCAGAAAUGUGGAGGUCGCUGUCAUGUGUUUGAUAAUAGAUACUGGAACAACAGCCAGGAUCCAUACAGGAACAACCAGCACCAGCUCAAAGAGCUGCUCAACACCAUUGACCAAACUGUGCAGAAGAACGGAGGGAGAUGCUACACCAAUGCAAACCUUGAAAAAGUCAAAGAAAAAAUAAAUGAAGAAACCCAAAUAAUCAAAGCAAAACCAGAGAAUGCCAAUUUGUCAAAUGUGGAGGUCCAAAAAAAGGCUAAAGAGAACACCUUUGAUUAUUUCUGGCCCUUUUUAUCAGUUGUGGGCUCAGUGCUGCUUGAUGUCGCCUUUUUCAUUGGAAAGGCACUUUUUAAACGAAACUAGGCUGUGAAGAGUCUCAAAUCAAGGCAAUCCCUGGCUCCCAUGGGCCCAACAGUAAUAAUCAUUCUAUUGUAAAGAUGAUGCCAUGUUUUCUCUCUGAUUUAAGCUUUUUAAUCUGCUUAUCCUUUUUCUACAUCGGUCCAGUUUGUAUGUUCUCGUUGCCUUGUUGAUCAGUCUGAUAAUAACCUUUGCUGGAAAUGAAUACAAAGAGAAUUUAAAGAAGGACUAAAAGUAGCUCUCAAAUCAAGGUACUGGAGGGUUUUGAUUUCUUGUACUGUUUUAUUCUUGAAUAAUAAAAAUAUUGUUGGAAUCUUA
Periophthalmus magnuspinnatus is the source of this 2109-nucleotide messenger RNA. RefSeq lists its product as uncharacterized. Gene Ontology annotation, molecular function: GTP binding. The record is from RefSeq and is a predicted model, not a curated record. Bases 16 to 1797 code for a protein of 593 amino acids. NCBI's taxonomy places the organism in Eukaryota, Metazoa, Chordata, Actinopteri, Gobiiformes, Gobiidae. The transcript has 6 exons.